Messenger RNA from Hirundo rustica (Barn swallow), 3248 nucleotides. It is a transcript of the gene RANBP3, whose product is annotated as RAN binding protein 3. NCBI's taxonomy places the organism in Eukaryota, Metazoa, Chordata, Aves, Passeriformes, Hirundinidae. The coding region runs from base 161 to 1843 and encodes 560 amino acids. The record is from RefSeq and is a predicted model, not a curated record. Gene Ontology annotation, molecular function: GTPase activator activity. The transcript has 19 exons. Gene Ontology annotation, biological process: protein export from nucleus. Gene Ontology annotation, cellular component: nuclear pore; cytoplasm.
GGCGCGGCUGAGGAAGUAAAAUGGCGGACCUGGCGAACGAAGAAAAACCUGCCAUUGCUCCACCCGUCUUUGUAUUUCAGAAGGAUAAAGCACAGAAGGAAACAGCUCCCAAUCACCUACUCUUGCUUAGACUGUUCUGAAGUCCCUUCUGAGUUGCAUCAUGUCCCCUGCAGAGCAAAAAGCUUUGUCGGAUACAGGCGAGGACCCCCAGGCAGAGGUUGAGCCCCCCUACCAUGAUCUGGGUCACACAGAACCAGCUGGUGAGUGCGAUUCUGAGCACCCUGCUCCUGCUGUGGCCUCAGUCAGUGCUACCCUGAGUCCUGCUUCUGAAGCCCAGCUUGCUCCUAUUCAACAAGAACUGGCAGGGAGAUCUGCAGAUGGAUCAAGUCCAGAAGAUGGAGAUGAAUCUGAUCGAGAGGAUGGAAGCUACUGUCCACCUGUAAAACGUGAGAGAACUUCAUCUUUGACUCAGUUCCCUCCUCAGUCAGUAACAAAGAACAAUGUCUUUAUGCCAUCAAGCUUCUGUGAACCCUCUACAGGCAAUUCUGACUCAGAACCAGAGGAAAAGAGCAGUGGAUUCCGGCUGAAGCCACCAAUACUUAUCCAUGGUCAGGCACCUAGUGCAGGUCUCCCUAGCCAGAAACCGAAGGAACAGCAGAGAAGUGUGCUUCGUCCAGCAGUAUUACAGGCACCGCAGCCAAAAGCUUUCUCACAGAUGGUUCUCAGCAGUGGCACCAAUGGUGUAAAUAUCCCUCCAGAUUCUGCAGCCACAUCAGAAUCAUCAAGUGAUGCAACACUGAAAAGUUCAGACUUGGAAGACAAGGCAGAAGAAUGUCAGAAAAAAGAGUCAAACAGUACUUCAGAUGAUGACAGCUGUGAGAAGGCUGAACUAAACGCACAGCAAGCAUUUGUUUUUGGGCAAAAUUUAAGAGAUAGAGUUAAGCUAGGAGAUGAAAGUGAUGAAACUGCUGAUGUGCCAAAUGCCGGCCUUCUGACAUCAGAUAUACCUUCUGCAACAAACUAUUUUCUACAGUACAUCAGUUCCAGUGUAGAGAAUUCUACGAACAGUGCAGAUGCAUCUAGCAACAAGUUUGUUUUUGGACAGAACAUGAGUGAGCGAGUCCUAAGUCCACCAAAAUCAAAUGAAGGUAGUACAGAGAGUAAUAAGGAGAAUGCUGCUACGGAAUCUGGAUCUGAAUCAUCUUCUCAGGAGGCCACACCAGAAAAAGCUAAUAAUAUUUCAGAAUCGCUGGCAGAGUCUGCAGCAGCUUAUACUAAAGCAACAGCAAGGAAGUGUUUAUUAGCGAAGGUAGAAGUGAUUACUGGGGAAGAAGCUGAAAGUAACGUAUUACAGAUUCAGUGCAAGCUGUUUGUAUUUGAUAAAAUCUCUCAGUCUUGGGUGGAAAGAGGUCGAGGGCUUCUGAGACUCAAUGAUAUGGCAUCAACAGAUGAUGGAACAUUACAGUCUCGACUGGUGAUGAGGACUCAGGGGAGUCUCAGGCUAAUCUUAAAUACCAAGCUGUGGGCUCAGAUGCAGAUCGAUAAAGCCAGUGAGAAGAGUAUUCGGAUCACCGCCAUGGAUACAGAGGACCAAGGAGUUAAAGUUUUUCUUAUAUCAGCAAGCUCUAAAGAUACAGGGCAGUUGUAUGCUGCAUUGCACCAUCGGAUCUUGGCCUUGCGCAGUAGAGUGGAACAAGAGCAAGAAGUCAAGAAUGUAGCACCUGAGCCAGAGGUAACGCAGUCAAAUGAGGAAGACAGUGAUGAUGAUGUCAUUGCACCUUCAGGAUCAGUUGGAAGUGGUCCUAAUGGUGAAGGUGAGGGGCAGAACAUUGGCAGCACAUAGCAGAUGUGAGCCGUUCUGCUUGCAAGGCUGCUGUGAACACCGUCUUGCAGGCAUCUCUGGAUACCCAGGCCAGCGAUUAUUUCAGGCGGUAUUGAAAGCUCCAGGACUUAAGAACUGUGCAUCUCUGUUCUGUUUGUUUGGGUUUUUGGUCUGGAUCAGUAGAUUCUAUACAAAAAAAAGCAGACUUGGAAACUACCUGAAUGUGGUUUGGGACGUUGAAAGCUCAUCAUAUUGAUGAGCAAAAAAAAAAAAAAUCCAACCCCAAAACAACAAAACCACAAAAUGCAACCAUCCCCCCCCAACCAUUUCUCCUCUUCCUUGUUAUUAAAAUGGCACAUUACACCUUGUCACAGCUUUUCAUUGGGACCUUUUGGCUGUUUCUUCAGUGGUUCAUGUCUUGCAGGUCUCCAAGAUAGAACUUUUCAACGCGGUUCCAAUUUGAUUUGAAUUCUGCUUUUAUAAUCCCUCCUUCCCUUUACGCAGGGAAACACAAAACACAGUCUUCACCAGCUCCUAUGCUUACUGGCUCCUUUUGGGUUCUUUUUUUUUUUUUUCCUUUUUUUUUUUUGGACUGCAAAUGGGGCAGGUUAUGUUUUUACCUUCUAAUCCCAACAUAGUUGUGGAUGUGGAUGCCAUUGUUUGCUGUCUAGUGGGUUUGUAAACAGAAAGAAACAAAACAUUGUGGUUCACCAGAAAAGCUUUUUUAAUGCAGACUUUAAGGUCUGCAGGAUGUUUUGCUAACUCCUUUUUUCUUCCCAUUUCAUUAUUAUUUUUUGGGGAUUUAUAUUGUGGUGAGACUUUUUUAUUUUAGUUUUUCAGUAAGAUGCUCUUGUGUGUUGAAAAAGUGAAACUAUUGUUUUGUACUGUUCUUUUCUGUUACUAUUUAAGGGAGAGCUAAGCCACUAUAUAUCAUAGAUGUUGCAUACACUUUUUCUUAGAAAAUUUUAUGUUUCUGUGGCUACAGUAAAGUGCAGGAGGCAUCCAGGUUACACCUUCAGAAAAGUUAAAGACAGAACAGCUGUUAGCCCUUGGAAUAAUAAAAUAGGCUCAUGUAAUGAGCUUUGCCAGCCAUUAAACUAAAUCUGUAUAAUAAAGCAGGUCUCAUUUAAUGGCUUGAUUCAACAAGCCAUUUAAGCACUUGCCUGACUUUACUGUAUAUGAAUUAUCUUACUGAAGUCAAUGCAACUCUUCAUGCUUAAAGUUGAGGAUAUUUUAAGAAGCUUGCUGAAUUAAUGGCCUUAAAUACAAAAUUUAACUUCUAACCCUUCCUGUCCCCGUUCUGUUUCCUGAAGUCUUGCAGCAUGAAGAAAAAGAUAAUACUGCCAGCCUUGAGUAGUUUGGGCUGAAGGUUAUUGUAUUCUGUUCCACCACAAAUAAAAGCAAGAAUGUGGUUUUCUGUGUAUAA